CACGGAGAACUUGGCACACACUUCGGUGUGGGGAGAGUGGUCUGACGCUCAGCCGCGGAGCGACCGGCCGCCUCUCACCCUCCUUCAGCCCGCUCAGAGGAACCGCAGCGCUCUGCCGAUGCGCCCAGCAGCCGCCGUCACUCCCCGCUCCCUCACACCUGUACCCAGAGCUCGUCUCCUCACCGGGGCUUCGCUCUCAGCACCGCCCCCCAGCACACUCUGGACUUCACUGUAAGACCUCAGGUAGCACUCUCAACUCCCUUCUGAAUGACGGGCGGUCGGUUCGACUUUGACGAUGGCGGCACAUACUGCGGAGGCUGGGAGGACGGCAAAGCCCACGGCCACGGUGUGUGCACGGGACCCAAGGGCCAGGGCGAGUACUCUGGCUCCUGGUCUAACGGCUUCGAAGUGGUCGGCGUGUACACCUGGCCCAGCGGGAACGUGUUCCAUGGCUACUGGGCGCAGGGCAGGCGCCAUGGACUCGGUGUAGAGACCAAAGGGAGGUGGAUUUACCGGGGCGAGUGGACUCACGGGUUCAAGGGCCGGUACGGGGUCCGGCAGAGCCAGAACACACCGGCCAGGUAUGAGGGCACCUGGAGUAACGGACUGCAGGAUGGCUACGGCGUGGAGACGUACGGUGAUGGAGGUACUUAUCAGGGUCAGUGGACUGGUGGAAUGCGUCAUGGCUAUGGUGUACGUCAAAGUGUCCCAUAUGGUAUGGCCUCUGUCAUCCGCUCGCCUCUAAGAACCUCGCUGGCUUCUCUCCGCAGUGAGCAGAGUAAUGGCACAGUAUUGCGUGACAGCCUGUCUGACAGCCCUGCUGGCACACGUGGUGGCUUCGUACUCAACUUCCACUCAGAUGGCGAAGGUUCAGAGAAGAAGAAGAGUCUUUUCCGACGUGGCUCCCUCUUCGGCAGCCUUCAGCGACUGCGAAAAUCAGACUCGCGCUCGUCGAUUUCCAGUAAGCGUAGCUCAGCACACAGUGACACCACCAUGAGCCGCAUCAGUUCAAGUGACGCCAACUCCACUAUUAGCUUUGGAGACGGAGAGCCGGGCGAUGAUUACCUGACUCAGGAGGACAAUGUGGAUGCCCUCACCACUGAGUCCUACAUGGGCGAGUGGAAGAACGACAAGCGCAGCGGCUUUGGUGUCUCUGAGCGCUCUAAUGGCAUGAAGUAUGAAGGUGAGUGGUUGAACAAUAAGCGCCAUGGCUAUGGCUGCACCAUCUUCCCUAACGGCACCAAGGAAGAAGGGAAGUAUAAGAACAACGUGCUGGCCAGGGGCAUAAAGAAGCAGCUGAUCCCACUGAAGAACACCAAGACCAAACAGAAGGUGGAUCGAGCCGUCGAAGGAGCAGUGAGAGCAGCAGCCAUCGCCAGGACCAAAGUGGAGAUUGCCAUCUCCAGGACGUCCCAUGCUCGUGCCAAAGCAGAGACUGCAGAUCAGGCUGCACAAUCAGCCAGUCAGGAUUCAGACAUUGCCAGAGCUGUGGCCAGAGAGCUCUCCCCAAGCUUCCAUCAGCCAGGCCCUGACUACAUACGACAGAAGUACAAUGAGCCAGUAGAGGUGAAAGAGGUUCCUGUGGAGAAAGAAAAAUCUCCAUCAGGGAGCCCCCAUUUCUACCGGAAAGGAACAACACCCAACCACUCUCCAUCUCCGAGCCCAGGCCCCAGCCCCACUCCUUCACCUGCUGUUGUCAAGAAGACCUUUUUUAGCAGUAAAACCACCACCCCUGCAAAGCCUGCUGGGAAAGAGAACAAAACCCCAGCAGCUGAGUCUUUGACAGCAGCAGGCUUAACAAAAGCUGCAUCAAAACUUUCUCUCAGACAGGAAGUGGGGCAACAGGAGGCUCCUCCAGUAGUCAAACCAGCUGUUACCACAGCAGCCAGCAUUUACCCCAGCAAUGGGCAGAUUCACUCCCAGUACCAUGGUUACUAUGUCAAGGCAGAUGUCAAGAGUCCACCACCCGAUGAUCCAAUUGAGGAUGACCUUCACCCAUCAAGCCUUGCUCGGUUGCCACCACCUGCCAAACUGAUUCAGACACCAGCACUAAAAUCCCUGCCAGCCCAGAGUCGUUCACCAGCUCCCCCAAAAGAGAGCACCAAAGCACCAGAACCUGUCAAGCCAAAAAGACUGGAAUCAACCAAACCAAAGAGCCUCGCAGAAACCAAGAAAGCCAGCAUGGAAAUAGCUCCUGAAAUUGUAGAGGAGUCGGGCCCUAACUCCAUCUUGGUGGCUCUUGUGAUGCUGUUGAAUGUAGGUCUAGCAAUCAUUUUUGUCCAUUUCCUCACCUGACCAAAUCUCAACUCAGUGGACUCAUCCAAACUAGUCGCCGAGCUGCUAACCCUCCACCAGCCACAGGGGCCUUUCAAAUAAACAACAACAGUCAGAACAGCAAACACGGGCAGAACGGAGGACUGAAAAUAGACUAGUGAAGAAGGAGGAGGAAGAGAAGAAGUGGAGCAGAAAAACACAUGGAGAAGAAAGAGAGAGGGGGGGGAAGAUGAAACCUCCUUCACCACCACCACCACCACCACCACCACCCUACACCCCACCCAGCCCUCUCUCUCUGGAUGGACUGAAUGACUGUGUUUAGUGCCCGAGUCCAACCUGAUUGGACUGGCGAUGAUUUGUGACUCCACUCCAGAGUGCAGUGAAAGCUGAAGCAAGCAGUUGCUGGUUGGAAAUGGGCCCUUUAGCCCCAACUAUGGAUUCUCUAACAGGCUUAGAAAUAACAGGAGACCUGGAGAGUAGAGCGGAUUAGAGCGAGUGUAAGGCCUGGCACACAUCUAUACUGCCUAUAAAUGUGUGCUUCACUUUCUCGAGCUCCAUUUCCAUCCAGCUGUUCAGCAAAUAUGGAAGUUUUGAAAUGCUGCAAUAAAAGUUUGUGCCUAGUCCAGCUGCGUUGAACACAAUUUGUUUCCUAAAUGAUCCUCCAGAAGAACUGAGAGCGACUUCACUGUGUUGAUUAGUGCUGUUAAUUAUUAGUAACUGCUGUUCUGAUGUUGGUCAUAUGUUAUGUUUUUAUUUUAUUUAUCUACCAUCAGACAGGACACCUACACUUUAGAGAGACAACAGGCAGUCAGAUACAUCACAAUAAACAUUAAUGAACUGUAGUACACUUUAAUUCAACUAUUGACCAGGUCAGUUACGCCAAGCCUUUGUUAUUGCAUCAACCAAUGCUACAUGGUGUGUUGUUGAAGAAAAGCAUUUUCUGCUUGUGGUGAGCAUGAAGCAUUUUUGUAGAUUUUCUUUCUUAUCUUUUAUUGCUUAGAAUCAACUCUCCCGUUACGUCGAAAUCUACACAUAACUGCUGGAUGGAAACCAGGCUUGUGUGUUUCUCAGUGUAUUUUACAUGUUUUUCUAUCUGCUUCUGCUGUGUGUGUGUGUGUGUGUGUUUGUGCGCGUGUCUGUUUGUGCACGUGGGUGUGCACGCGGGCCGAUGGUGGACUGGAAAUGUUCGGAGAUGCACUUUGAGCUGAUGGAAUCCGACAGCUGCCUUACCGUUUUACAGAGUGACGUGUUGGUGGGUGAGAAGGGUCCGGGCAGGAAUGUGAAGCGCUUGGCUGAAUCUAGCUCUGCCUGGUCCUGGGAGAGUGGCUCCAUUUCUAUAAGUCUGUGUAUCGAUCUGUUCAUAUCUGUUUUUAUCUCUUUCUGUGGGUCUCUCAGGGCCUGCCUGCCAUAUUCUAUACCACAUCAGGUGCACAUACGAUGAUCAGAGGACUUUUAUUCCAAAAUGAACAGAUGAAAACAUGACUACAACAUCAUAGUUUUUAAAGGGAUAAUUGCAAUUCAGAAAAUUGAAUAUUAUUCCCUGUCUUUCAUUUUUGGAAUGGAUGAAUGAAAGAUUGCUUUUGAUACAAUUACUGUUUGUGUCUGUCUUCACUUGUAAUUAUUGCUCAACCAGGAAUUCAUGUUUCUGUGUUUUAAUAUCUUUUGGCACAGUCUUCAUCCCUCCUGAGCUUAAUUUAACCCUGGCUUGUCUAUCCUGUUUAUAACAGUGUGGCGUGUGACAGCUGUAUGUGCCCCUCUGUUUUCUAAGGAAGUUUUUUUAAUAAAUGAAUGAAGGUUAGUACAGUUUAAUACAUUUAGAUUUCAAUUUAAGACUCUUAAUACCUUAAUGAGUGAAAUUCAUCUAGCUCUAAUUUCAGGCCUGAGUAAUAUAAAUGAAUUUUCAACUAUGAACUGAAUUCCUGGUAGGAAUGCAGUGUGGAUUUGUGUUAGUGACUGCAGUGAAGCUGUUUCACUUAGUGCAGUACAUGAACAAUGUGAGUCAACAGUAAUACAGAAGCUGUUGUCAUUUCUUCUGUACAUCUUCUAAGAAUUAGACAGUGGAAAAUGAACAAAACUUAAAUUGUAAGGGACGAUUGAUGCACCUCACGAUGAGAAUCUGUGGAUUUGGUUGUAUACAUGUGUUCUACCUAAACUCCAAAGUGUUUCAGAUCUGCUUUGGUCUAAAUCUUCUGUCAAGGGUCAAAAUCAACUCUCAGUCUUGUGAGAGGUCUGUCUCAUUCUUCCUGCUGGACACAGACAUCAGGCAGUUACAUGCAUAACUCUUGUUUGGAGUUGUAAAAUGAAGUGAGAUGAAGACUGUGUGUGACCAUAUUUGCACUGUUAUGCAUGAGCAAAGAGACACAGCAGAGCUUUACUCCUUUACUACUUUACUGACAGGCUACUCUUCGUUUAUCAUCCUAGUUUUAUCAACGUGGUUGAUUCUCUGACCAUUCUGGGAAAGGUGGAUCUAUUAAAAACUUGAGUUUUUUGUACCAUUGUGGAUUGUAUAAUGCAUUGUUUUGCCAUUAAUUUGUGCAAAACUAAACUACUAGCACAGAGAAUUGUGGUUUUAAUAACAUAGACCAUCAAAGGAAUCCUUAGCUUAAAAUGUUUUCCUUCAUAACAUAUGUUAGAAAACAUAGAGGAAUCACUCAGAAUCUAUACAUUAUUUAUUUAUUUAUACAUAUUUUAAUGUGGAAACAUGUGUUUGCAGCUUUAACCAAGUUAGUUUGCUGAUUAAGCUGAAUAGUAAUUGUCAUUUGUCUACAAUCUCUAUUUGAUGCAUAUGAAGAAUUGAUUUUUAAUAUUUACUCAACUUGACAGCAUGGUACUGUUCUGUUUAACUGUGGACUUGUGAUAAAUGUUUCCACUAUUGUUCAGUAUACUGAAACAUACACUUUAUUUUGUGGGUUUGUUAGUUACAAUUAUUUGCCAUAAAGUUAUUUAAUAAUAACUGGAAAUAAUGAAGAAAUGGAAAAUAAUGUGGAAAAUAAAGCAUGAUAGGAGGUGUUUCCCUGCCCCCAAGACUUUCAAUAUCAUACGGUGUACAGUUGGUAUAUUACCAACCUUUGACUAAUACAUUUAGGAUUUUGUUCUGUAGAGUAAUUAGGUGGUUUAUCAUUCAUAUUUAGAUAAAGAUGACAUUUGUACAUUGGUUGGAUGAUGUAGAGCUCUCUGCUCUGUUGUAUGUGGUAUCCUGUUUGAAUUUGAACUGGCAGGAUGAAGAUUCAGAGUUACUUCAGGGUAUGCAUUGCUUUCAGAUAACUGUGCUGCUGUUGUUCACCAUUAUCAGCUGGAGUACCAGUGCCUGUUGAAUAGUACAGCAGCUGUUUGUUCCAGUUUUAUUUAAAUGAUGAAUGCCCUACGGUAUGAUUUUACAGUGCUUUGUUUGAUUUAGAUCUCUGUCAGGGGGUCAUGGUAUAUGACAAAUAACACUGUAGAAGCAGAGUGUGACAUUAGGUUUCAGUUUGUGUCUGCUAACUUCUCAACAGUCUGGGCUUUGAGGCCAACAGUGUCACUAAGAUCAGUGGUAUACUUUCAUAUGUUCUGAAUGUAUUCAAAACUGCUGGUGUGUGAAUGCUGGUUUCAAAAUGAACUAUUGGCCUUUUAAAAUUAACCCCUCUUAAUGUGCAUGAUGUCAUUUAAAAUAUUUAUCUGUAUUUUUUGAUGAAAGUUUUAGAUAGAAACAUUUGAAAUUUUAAUGAAGUUUACAGUUGGGAAAGAAAAGCAUUGUCUUAAAUAUGUUUCCACCCUGAUGGCUGGAUUAAGCAUCACGUUUUUGUUAUAAUAUGGAAACUUAGUUCAGUAGUUUUGUUGCCCAAACCAAAGCAGAGAAAGAGUGAAAAUAAGAAGUUUGAUGCAAUCAAACCCAAAUCUCCAAGGUUCAUGUGUUUAACCCAAUGACCCGCCACAUUUUACUCCAUGUAUGUACUUUGUCAGUAUUUUGAAAGAAACUUAACGAAACCGUUUGGCUGUCUAAACUAAACCAAACAGUAUGUAAAAAGUGAGAAUAAUAUUAAGGAGAAAAACUGAAAAUAUGGAACAUAACAAUACACUAGCACCAAUGAAGGAGCUCCAUUCUUACCAUGUUCUCGGCUAGCAUCGCUGUGGUAGCAGACAUACCUCUAAAAGAUGGAGCUAUAGAGAGCAGUGACAGCGGGAGGCCCAGCUCAAUGGCUUCAUAUUGUUUGACACAGAAGUACCUGGAACAGAGCCAGACCUGUUUUUUAUUUAAAAACCAGGCCUUAGCCCACACAGAAGUGCUGGACCUUGCUCCGUGCUCCGACCUGGCCGGGACACAUGGGCCCACUGUGCAUUCACAGCUGAUGCAAAAGCUAAUGUCAGUUUAAAAUUUGCCAAACAAAGUUUGUGUCUUACCCAAUGUAACAUAAGUCACCAAUUCAAUGACAUCACAGACUUCAUUGUGGGUCUUGUAUUUUUUUCACCCUUUUUUUCCGACUGCACUUUCUCAUAAUGUAAUAGUGUUGCAAGGAUGGUUGCAAGUUACAAAUUGUAACCACACACAGCACUAGUUCCAGCAAGGUCCAGCAUGAUCGGAUGGACAUGGGGGGGGGUUUGGCUGACCUCCACCAAGUGCAGCAUAAGUGCAGCGAAGAACAUUACUGACUUUUUGUGAGAGUCACAGCUAUGUCGUAUACCAGCAGCGUCAGUACCAGUGUCGCCACAGUCCUGCUGUUGUGUCAUAGUUAACAUUACAGCCCUCAAUAUCUUGAUCAGCUCUGAAUAUAGUCAAUUGGCCCUUGAGUUGUGUUCUGUGUCACUGCAGAGAAUUGAAUGCUGUUAAUGUACAAUGUCAUAUGCUUAUAGGCUUGCUAAUGCUAAUGCUAUGAGCAGCUAUGUGUGAGAGGUAAAGAGACUCUAGUGAGCUAUUGUUUUGCAUUAUACUUGGAUAGGCAGCUGACUGCAUUUGUUCCUAUUCAUUUUCACAUACAAAAUUUGAUGGGAAAAAAAGUAUGUACUUUCUGUUCGUCAGGGUGAACCCUGUAAAUGAUGUUACAAACACUUUACAUCAGGUCUUAUCACAAAACACAUGACACAGAGACAGUUUGAUGUAACUUCAAAAAAUGGUGUGUUCUAGUUUUUUGCUAAUUUGGAUUUCCAUACAUGUCAUGUCUAAAGAAACUUAAGAGAGUCCCCACUUGAGAGUCAGAAUAAAACACUUUUUUUAAAGGGAAUACAGUAAAUUAAAGUCUUGUGAGUUGCCGAAUUGAUGAAUAGAGACAAAGUUAAUGUGCAAAGCUUUGGUUGAUUAUGUGUUGGAAUCUUGUUUUACUUGAAUUCGUUGCACUGUUGUGAAAAAUGAGUAGCCUGAACAGUGAGGGUGUAGCAUCGAAUGCCUGGCAGUUGUGUGACAAUUGGGAAACACAUACGGUGUACAGAAGGUGAAAUGACAGUUUGACACUGUGGACAGUUUGUGUUGGCAAAUGCAAAUUGUACUGUACUAUUGUAACUGGUAGAUGAUUGUAUUGGUAUGGUAGCAGGUGAGUGAUUUAACUUUAUGAUAGUAAAGCUCAUAGUUCCAAGGUAUGAAAGUCUGAAAAACUGCAUUAGACCCACUCUUCAGCAAAUUCAUUAAAAUGUAUCACAUGAUUUAUUCCCCAUUCACACCAAUCAACACCUCUCUUGAAAGCAAAUUUAUGAAGAGCUGAACAUUAUCACCUUCAUGUGGUGGAUUUGAUGUUCAAGUGUUGCUAUUGACUGCAUUUUAGCCAGGUGUAUAACUGAGUGUAUAUACAUACACAUGUGACAAAAAUCAUUAGUAAUGUUCCACUUAAAAAAGGAAAAAGCAAGCAGCAAAGCAGCCCCAUAGCACAACUGAGUAACCUCCAUGUUGUAACUGUUUUCAGUUUGUUUUUCUUUCAACAGUAAUUUGUUGUACAUUGAUUCUUGAGGUCAGCUUGUAUCCGUUCGAAAGUUUUGCUUGGUUUAUUUUCCACAUCCAUGGAAAUUGGCUAUGGUCCCAGCCCGUAUCCAUCCAAGCACUCAUUAGCUAUACCACUUCUUUCUCUCAUCCAGCUGACAAUGGGUGAGAGGUGAGGUAUGCACCCUGGACAGGUCACCAGUCUAUCACAGGGCUGGCCAGCAGGUUCAAACUCAGAACCUUCUUACUGCAAGGCAGUAAUGCUAUCCACUGCACCAUUGCUAAUGUUAGCUGCCCCUAAUUAACUAACUGCUUGGAUAUGGUCUCUUCAUCAUUCUUGGCCAUUAUUUUUGUUAAUUCUCAAAGCGGUGCGCACAAUAACACCAAGCAGCACAUUGAGAUCUUCUCUUCAUUUAAAUAGGCUGAAUGACUGGUAGUAAGACUGAGGGCAAGUGUGAUAUCAAUUGAAGACAAGUCUGCUGGAAAUAUCACCACAAUCCACUAAUUAAUCACCAAUAAGAUAUACCAUCAUUUCAUCCAGGGCAUUUUAGAAGAUCCUUGUAGAAUAAGCAGAAAUGCAGCUCUACUCACAGCUUCUUUGAUUCAUUCUUUGCCAAACUAAAGACCUGCAGGUGAGCAUGACUAAAGAGUUUGAGUUUCAACAUUUCAGAAAGAACAGCAUUGUUGAGGUGCAAAAGUACCAAUACAUUCAGUUACAUAUAUUAUAUCUUUUAAAUAACCAACUUAAUUGGCUUAGGUUUUAUUGUGAGUUAUUCCACCAGCUUCAGCAGUUCAGUGAACUUGUCCUGCAAGUAUCUGCAAGAUUUCCCUCUAGCAAACAUGCAAUUAUCAACAUACAGUUGUUGAUUCAAAACUAACAGAAAAUCAGUCGAGGGUCCUCAGAUUUAUGCAUUUGAAUACUCCAGCAAAAAUAUGCAGUGUCCAAAAAGUGGACCCUGACAACCAGCAGUGCGCUAGGAUUUCUGCUGUUGAACUCAUGUUGCUUCUGAUGAUAAAUGUGCUUAUGAUCCCAGUAACUUUCCUUAGAUAUAUAAUUCUGUCUCAUAGUAUGAACUGUUAUUCAUUGAUAGCUUUUAAAAUUAACAUGCAUCACCUUAUCGUGACAACUUGCCCACACAAACAGACCCUUGGGUUUUUAAUACAGUGACAUUUUAAGCUUGAAUGCACAUUUAGAAGAAAUGUUUUGGUUAACCCUGGGCCUCGAUUAGUGUAGUUGAUCAUAUGCAACUUGCCCUGAGGUAGGCCUAUGGUGACCCUCAUACAUAAAAUGUAAGUGAUUUUGUGAGGGAGUUUUCCUUCCCUUGCUGGAUUGUGGGUGGAAAGUUUUAAGAAUAGGAAAUAGUAACAUCGUCUAUAGUCUGAUUUUAAGAGAAGAAACAAGGUUGUUUGAGGAAAGAGGUUGUCAGAGUAUGAAAGAGAAAGGAAGAAUUUCACUGGUCGGAUAUGUCUUUGAUGAAAUGCUGUAUUUGAAGAGAACAGGGAAGAGAAGGUUAGAGAUUAUUGGACAUAUCAGUGAUGUUUUUUGCUGGCUGAAAUAUAAUUUGUUGAAAAUUUUAAAUUGUAACUGGGUCAUUGAUUUUAUGAGACCAGUUAGCCGGAUGCUAGGUUUAUGUUUGUUGGUGAAUUAUGUGUUGAGUUUUUUGUCAAAUUUAGGUUGAGCCUUUAACGUUCAGCUAAAUCUACCUAAUGUGCCAUCAGUGGUUUGCCCCAACAGGACAAUCUAUUAUGACUCUUGUCUGAAAUGAUGAUGACAAUCUGUAAUUUUUUCUCUAUGUAGAAUUUCUACAUCACUGUAUAAUGUCUAUGGUCUGAGAGUCUUUUCAAAACUGUUCAUGACUGUACUUUAAAUAUUUGGCUUGAUUGUUAAAUGCAACUAUCAUUUGUGUGUUGCUGCUGAUACAAUAUACAUACUGCUAGCCAUUAUUUAACACUACAACAAUGUAUUAAUUUAUUUUUUCUCUGUUUUGUUUUUUGACAGUUGUUUGUAUGGAGAUGAAUUAAAAAGUAGGUUUACAUUUUA
Molecule: messenger RNA, 10196 nt
Organism: Hippoglossus stenolepis (Pacific halibut)
Lineage: Eukaryota; Metazoa; Chordata; Actinopteri; Pleuronectiformes; Pleuronectidae
Product: junctophilin-1
Exons: 7
Coding region: 268-2295 (675 amino acids)
Cellular component (GO): junctional membrane complex; sarcoplasmic reticulum; plasma membrane
Source: RefSeq, a predicted model, not a curated record